UAGAAGUAGUUUAACUAGCUAACGUCACUGUCCAUCAAAUGUAUGACUGUUGCACCUUACGCUAUUGAACAAAUGCAGAGGCUAUUCGAAGCUGUUUAGCUAAGCAAAAUCGAAAUAAGUUUGAAUUGUGGCAUGUCAUUCAAUCACAUUUCUACCCAUAGGUAAGGUAGUGAAUUUAGCCUGCCAGGAGUACAAAAUGUAAAAUAUAUUCUCUUAAUUUUUAGCUAGCUGGCUACAAAAAUGGCUGACUCGGCUUCUAGCUAGCAGGUAGUUAACGUUCGCUAGUGAGUGCACUCUACCGUAAAUAAAACAUUAUUGUCCACAUUAUCGUUACGUUAGUUACUAACUAAUGAAUGUCUAACCGAAAAGCGGUUUUGGCAAACUAUUACCUUAACGUUAGCUGACUGGCUAUUAAUUCAAACAACUCCUAUCGUUGCGAUUAGCUAACGUUAGCUAAUAAAAAGCUUGUGUCGAUAGGCAGAACGAACUAGCAUGUUGCGUGCUAACUUUAGGACAAACAACAUGCUAGCUAGCCAUCUGUCAAGCUUGCCAAGCAACCAUCUUGACUGAAAUUGCGACAAGUCAUUCGUUCAAUUACUUUCUGUCUUUGUAAAGAUGCAGGGAAGCAAUUGCUGAACAUCCCAAAGAAACCUUCUAGAAGACUUCAUCUCCCACACAUAGGAGCUGAUAUCAUGGCAAUGGAUGCGGCUGUGAUGGGUGCCAACGGAGAGAUGAAGGUUUUCUACAACCAGAACCUCAGUCCCAGCAAAGGUGUCCUGUCCCUGGUGACAGUCCACCCACAGUCUCUCUCUGUGGGGAAACAACUGCUUCCCAAAACCCUGGGGCCCUCCAACGUCAACAUCGCCCCGCACAUGGUGAUGGGUACUCCUCAGAGGCCCAGUGGGUCAGGCGGGUUAGUGAUGGGCAGCCCUCACACACCCAGUACCCAGUACAGACCACAGAGCCAUCCCCCUGAUGCCUCUCCCUGGUCCACCGGGAAGCGUGGUACUGGUAAGAAGGGGGAUAAGAACGGGAAGGGGCUUAGGCAUUUCUCCAUGAAGGUGUGUGAGAAGGUGCAGAAGAAGGGAGUAACUACCUACAAUGAGGUGGCUGACGAGCUCGUGGCAGAGUUCAGCGCCAACGACACCCUCCUCUCGCCCGGCGACUCGCAUUCCUACGACCAGAAGAACAUCCGACGCCGUGUGUACGAUGCACUCAACGUGCUCAUGGCCAUGAACAUCAUCUCUAAAGAGAAGAAAGAGAUCAGGUGGAUCGGCCUGCCCACCAACUCAGCCCAGGAGUGUCAGAGCCUGGAGGUGGAGAGACAGAGACGACUAGAGAGGAUCAAACAGAAACAGUCUCAGCUUCAGGAACUCAUUCUACAGCAAAUAGCGUUCAAGCGCCUGGUGCAGCGUAAUCGUGCAGCGGAGCAGCAAGCGGGCAGGGCUCCACCCCCAAACUCUGUCAUCAACCUGCCCUUCAUCAUCAUCAACACCUCCAAGAGGACCGUCAUCGACUGCAGCAUCUCCAACGACAAGUUUGAGUACCUGUUCAACUUUGACAACAUGUUUGAGAUCCAUGAUGACAUUGAGGUAUUGAAGAGAAUGGGGCUGGCCUGUGGUCUGGAGGUGGGCCACUGUUCACCAGAGGACCUGAAGGAAGCCCGCACCCUGGUGCCCAGAGCCCUGGAGCCCUAUGUUACAGAAAUGGCCACGGGUCCAAUAAGCAACGUCUACAUCACAGGAGCCUCAUCUACAAACGGAGGAGGACGCCGUCACACAAGUAGUGCCGAUGGCACAGUGGCGUCCAUUUCCAACGACUCACACUACAGCGGCUCGCAAGGCCACACUCCCGUGUCCUACAUGGCAGAUGAGGAAGAGGAUGACGAAGACUACGACGACAAUGAUUAAAUCAGUCAUUUCUCACUCAACCAACUCUAACAGCCCAGUCUGAUGACUAACCAGCUGUGUUCCAAAUGGCUUCCUAUUCCCAAUAUACUGAACUACUUUUGACCACGGCCAUAUUGGCACAGAGGUAGUGCACUGUAUAGGGAAUAGUGCCAUUUGGAAUGCAUGCAGCCCAUGUCCCAUGAACAAGUCUCUCCCUUCCUCCAGCUCCAUCUCAGGCCUUCCCUCCACCCCACCAAGCUAUCUACGAGGAGGCCCCUGCUUCUCCUUCCUCAGCUGCCCUCAGAAUGCACAGAGCUCACCAAUGCAAUUGCCUUCUGGGAAACGUAGUCUUUGCUGCCACGGACACUGUGACUGUAUAAUGCCUUUUGUGGGAAUUAAUUUAUUUUCUUCUCCUUCUGAAGCUGUGAUUACUAUGAGUGUAAGCUCCACAAUGUGCUCCUCUUUAGCCCGCCUCCCCGUUACAGGUAGUGGGAGCUUUCUCAUGCCAAACUAGUUUUGUUCUUGAGUGAACUGAUACACGGCCAGAGAAAGAUUCCCUCCAGAAACCUGAGAUCUGCCUUGUGUGUAUUACAGUAUUUAACAUUAUGAACAGUAGUGGUGUCAGUCAUUGACAUGACAGUGAAAUUACUUCCUAUACAGCUCCUAGGGGAGAGAGUGUGUGUGUGUGUUUUGUACUUUACUUAUUUGUAGUAAUAUUUUCUUAUUUUGUGUGUGUGUGUGACUUCCUUCUGGCAGCUAUUUUCAAGAUUGGUCAGAAUGUGUGUUUUUGGAUGUUCACUUGGCCCAGUGUGUCACUGUGUAUACCUACAGACCGUAGAGGACAGAUGUCCAUGUGUGUGACGGUAGAGGACACAAGGCCACCCAUCCCCUCUCAAAGCAAGGUGACCAUGUUCAGAAUCUCAGAAACGGAGUCAAGAGAACGUUGUUCGUUUUGUCUCGAGGCAGCCCAAAACGUACCAAAAUGUUUCUAAAUAUCUCAAUGCUCUACCUAAUGAACGACACCCAGAGUGAAGUAGCUGCGUAUUAUCAAUGAACUGAACUUUGGGGAGGAUGGAGCCAUUCAUAGGGUUGAAACAAGCUCAAGACUUCAGGAUUGUGUCAAAAGCCAAAAUAGGGGAGUCCACUACGAUGACCCCCCCCCCCCC
Molecule: messenger RNA, 3055 nt
Organism: Salvelinus fontinalis (brook trout)
Lineage: Eukaryota; Metazoa; Chordata; Actinopteri; Salmoniformes; Salmonidae
Product: transcription factor Dp-1-like
Exons: 12
Coding region: 693-1910 (405 amino acids)
Biological process (GO): regulation of cell cycle; regulation of transcription by RNA polymerase II
Cellular component (GO): transcription regulator complex; nucleus
Molecular function (GO): DNA-binding transcription factor activity, RNA polymerase II-specific; RNA polymerase II transcription regulatory region sequence-specific DNA binding
Source: RefSeq, a predicted model, not a curated record